This is a messenger RNA of Drosophila willistoni, 1928 nucleotides long. RefSeq names its product 26S proteasome non-ATPase regulatory subunit 12 (gene Rpn5). Gene Ontology annotation, cellular component: nuclear proteasome complex; cytoplasm; proteasome regulatory particle, lid subcomplex. The transcript is spliced from 4 exons. Lineage: Eukaryota; Metazoa; Arthropoda; Insecta; Diptera; Drosophilidae. The record is from RefSeq and is a predicted model, not a curated record. Bases 234 to 1709 code for a protein of 491 amino acids.
AACACACAGUUCCCAACACUGGCGUAAGCGCACCCAACUUAACACAGCAUUUGUAAGCAGAAUUUGCAUUGAAAAAAAUUGAAGAAAAACGCCGCUUUUAAAUAACAAUUAAAAACGCAUAGGGCUGCGCUUUGUCGAAGACUCAUCAAUUUUCGAGCCUUAAGUCCAAAUAGGAUUGCCAGAAGUCUUUAAAGGACGUUGGACGACUUUUUUCCGCAACGUAAAUUUGAAUCAUGGAUACGUACUUGUUCGAUGGCGGCCGCAUCACCAAAAUGGAGGUGGACUACGAGCCAGCCUGCAAUGAGAAGAUUCCAUUAGCCAAAGAACUGGCAAAGAAGAAUCCAGAUGCCUUUCACGAGGCCAUCGAAAUGAUGCUACAGCUGGAGAAACAAACUCGUUUGGGUGCUGAUAUGGUGUCGUGUUCGCGUGUUCUGGUGGCCAUUUGUCAGAUUUGCUUUGAUGCAGCCAACUGGAAUGCCCUCAACGAGUAUGUGACCCUCCUGGUGCGCCGACGAUCGCAGUUGAAGCAGGCCGUUGUCAAGAUGAUACAGGAAUGCUACACUUACGUGGAUAAAACGCCCACCAAGGAGGUGAAACUGAAACUAAUCGACACUCUGCGUUCGGUCACCGAAGGCAAGAUCUAUGUGGAAAUCGAGCGGGCUCGUCUCACCAAGAUUCUUGCCGACAUCAAGGAGGCCGAUGGUGAUGUGGCCGGUGCAGCAUCUGUUAUGGAAGAGCUACAGGUUGAGACUUAUGGCUCGAUGGAUAAGAGAGAAAAGGUUGAGCUAAUACUGGAGCAAAUGCGUCUAUGUCUGCUAAAGGAAGAUUACGUCUCAACGCAAAUUAUUGCAAAAAAGAUUAGCAUCAAGUUCUUUGAUGAUCAUACCCAACACGAUCUCAAGCUUAAGUUCUAUAACCUUAUGAUCCAACUGAAUCGGGAUACGUCGUUUUUGAAUACCUCGCGGCACUAUCAGGCAAUUGCCGAGCCGCCGCGUAAGAAGGCUCCUGUUGUGGCCGCCGCAGAAUCAAGUGAUGACAAGAAAAAGGACAAGGAUAAGGAAGCGGAGCCAACUGAGCCUGCAGCUCCAGAGCCAGAAAUCGAAUUGACCGAUGCCCAAAAGAAGGAACUAACGGAAAAACUCGUCUGCGCCGUUUUGUACUGUGUACUGGCCCCCUAUGACAAUGAGCAGAGUGACAUGAUGGCACAUUUGUCAAAAAACAAGAAACUGGAGGAUGUCCCCGCCUACAAGGAGAUUUUGCGCCUAUUCAUGUCCAAAGAGCUCAUCAAUUUCGAUACAUUCAACGCCGACUUUGGUAUGGUGUUAGCCGAAAAUGAAAUGUUCAAGGAUAGCACCAAGCAUGGCAAAAAGUGCAUUAGCGAAUUGAAGGAUCGUCUGAUAGAACACAAUAUACGCAUUAUUGCCAUGUACUAUUCAAGACUGCAUUUGGCACGUAUGAGUGAACUGUUGAAUCUGCCUGCCAGUCGGUGUGAGGAAUACCUCUCGAAGUUGGCCAACAACGAUACAAUUCGCGUAAAGAUCGAUCGUCCGGCAGGCAUUAUCUAUUUCACUACAAAGAAGUCUCCUUCGGAUAUAUUGAACAAUUGGGCCACAGAUGUCAAUCAGCUGAUGUCGCUGGUUAACAAGACCUGCCAUUUGAUAAAUAAGGAAGAAUGCGUCUACUCGGUCAUGUGUGCUGUUGAAGAUUAGGAUCCUAGUGGAGAAUAUGUAGCAUAUAGAGUUAUUGUGUUUUCUAUUGAAACGCCUGUCCCCCAUAAAAACUAUACAUAAUACAUGCAUAAUUGUAACUGUAUCUGUACUAAUCACCAUUCAACAAAACAAAUUACAACUACUGAUUCUGUUCUUUUCACAAAGUUUUUGUAUUCAUUGAAUGAACUGCAAUAAUUAAAACCACAGCAUCAAAAGUAA